AACCCCGUACAGACUGUUGGGGCCCAAGAUGGCUGAAUACUCACGGGGGACUGUUAGCAAAUAACCGAGCAAGACAUCGGGAAUGAAUGACAAAUAGCAUUAUGGUGUAAAGCAAACGCUCGAACUAAUUUUCCGAUUACGGUCUUGUUGGUUUGCAUUAUUUUCGGAAUGUAUGCCUACCAGUAUGGAGAGAGUUUUCUCUCCGCGGCCCCGAGCCAGAACAUGGCGGAACAGUUUGGGAAGAUAUAGCGGCUAACGCUAAGCUAGCUGGCGUAUUAUUGAGUGACAUUUACAAACAUUGUUCUGGAUUAAAAACGCUCAGUACUGUCCGCAAUUGUGAAAUAAUGUUUUUGUUAUGUAGCUGUGGUUAUUUCGCAUUAACGCGGUUAACAUACGAAACGCUGGUGUUUGGCUUACAUGGGGGCAAGUCAACGCGUUAGCCCAGCUAUUAGCUAACGUUGUCCGCCAGAGCGCAACUAAGCGGCGCAGAGUGUUUUGGGGGAAUAAAAGUAUUGUAAAACUAUUGUCACAUUAACGCGACAUAAUUAAUGUCAACAUUGUUUUGUGUAGCAGUCGCGUGAACGCAGUCCCCUCUGCGUGGUGCAUUUCCAUGUUUUGAUGUUGUGCUAGUCUUCAAGCUGCCUUUCCGUAGUGCGUGAUCAUCUGCUAGAAGUUUGUUGGUAACACAUCGACAUAAUAUAGUGUAAAUAUAUUAAGAGUGAAGGAGGUUGAACAGGUUGGACGUACGGAGGAAGGCGUGUUGGUCAGCUUGACCCCGGACGCAAGAUAGCAACGAUUUGGACUGCUUUUGAAGUUGUGGCGUUACUAAGGUGAAGCAGACACCCUGUAACAGCCAGCGAGGCUCGGCAGGAGGGGUGUUGGGGGGGACCGGUUGCAAACACCUGUCAGGAUGACGGACACCCGUCGACGAGUCAAAGUCUAUACCCUCAACGAGGACAGACAGUGGGACGACCGUGGAACAGGACACGUCUCGUCGGGCUAUGUGGACCGACUGAAAGGCACGUCUCUUCUGGUGCGGGCUGAGAGCGACGGUUCCCUACUACUGGAGUCCAAAAUAAACACAAACACAGCAUACCAGAAACAGCAGGAUACACUCAUUGUGUGGUCAGAGGCUGAAAACUAUGACCUGGCCCUCAGCUUCCAGGAGAAAGCCGGCUGCGAUGAGAUCUGGGAGAAAAUUUGCCAGGUGCAAGGAAAGGACCCGUCAGUGGACAUCACUCAAGAUGUGGUGGACGAGUUAGAAGAGGAGCGCUUUGAUGACAUGUCAUCGCCCGGUCUGGAGCUGCCUCCAUGUGAACUGAGCCGCCUGGAGGACUUGGCGGAGCUCGUGGCGUCCUCACUCCCAUCGCCGCUGCGGCGCGAGAAACUGGCGCUAGCCGUGGAAAACGAGGGCUACAUCCGCAAACUCCUCGAGCUUUUCCGCGUGUGCGAGGACUUGGAGAACCGGGAAGGACUGCACCACCUGUACGAAAUCAUCAAAGGCAUUUUUCUACUCAAUCGCACCGCACUUUUUGAGGUCAUGUUCUCAGACGAGUGCAUUAUGGACGUCAUUGGUUGUCUGGAGUUCGACCCGGCGCUCCCACAACCGCGGCGGCACCGUGAGUUUCUUACGAAGACGGCCCGCUUUAAGGAAGUGAUCCCUAUCUCAGACCCUGAACUGCGUCAGAAAAUACACCAGACUUACCGGGUACAGUACAUUCAGGACAUGGUACUGCCAACUCCCUCUGUUUUUGAGGAGAACAUGCUGUCCACCCUGCACUCCUUCAUCUUCUUCAACAAGGUGGAAAUUGUAGGCAUGCUUCAGGACGAUGAGAAGUUCCUGACAGAUCUUUUUGCACAGCUAACAGACGAGGCUACAGAUGAUGACAAAAGACAUGAACUGGUUAACUUCUUGAAGGAAUUCUGCGCGUUCUCACAAACAUUACAACCUCAAAACAGAGAUGCCUUCUUCAAGACACUGUCAAACAUGGGGAUUCUACCUGCACUAGAGGUCAUAUUGGGAAUGGAUGAUGUCCAAGUGCGAGGGGCCGCCACAGAUAUCUUCUCUUAUCUGGUAGAGUACAACCCCUCCAUGGUACGAGAAUUUGUCAUGCAGGAGUCUCAGCAAAAUGAUGACGACAUCCUCCUGAUCAACCUCAUCAUAGAACACAUGAUCUGCGACACAGACCCAGAGUUAGGGGGGGCAGUACAGCUGAUGGGUCUGCUCCGGACUCUGGUGGACCCAGAAAACAUGCUCGCUACCGCAAAUAAAACAGAAAAGACAGAGUUCCUCAGCUUCUUUUACAAGCACUGUAUGCAUGUCCUGUCAGCUCCACUACUGGCCAACACCACAGAGGAAAAGCCGAGCAAAGAUGAUUUCCAGACAUCCCAGUUGUUAGCCCUAAUUUUGGAGCUGCUGACAUUUUGUGUUGAGCAUCACACAUAUCACAUCAAGAACUACAUCAUCAAUAAGGACAUUCUCAGGAGGGUACUGGUACUCACUGCCUCCCAGCACGCUUUCCUGGCACUAUGUGCUCUGCGCUUCAUGCGAAGAAUCAUCGGUCUGAAGGAUGAAUUCUACAACCGCUACAUAAUGAGGAACUUCCUCUUUGAACCUGUCGUUAAGGCCUUUCUCAAGAACGGCUCACGCUACAAUCUCAUGAACUCGGCCAUCAUUGAAAUGUUUGAGUAUGUCCGUGUGGAGGAUGUGAAAUCUCUCACAGCUCAUAUAAUAGAAAAUUACUGGAAGGCUCUAGAGGACGUGGACUAUGUCCAGACCUUCAAGGGGCUCAAGCUCCGGUAUGAACAGCAACGAGAGAGGCAAGACAACCCCAAACUGGACAGCAUGCGCUCAAUCCUGAGAAACCACCGCUUCCGUCGUGACGCACGGACGCUGGAAGAUGAAGAGGAGAUGUGGUUCAACACGGAUGAAGAAGACCUUGAAGAUGGCGAGGCUGUAGUACGUCCGUCAGACAAGAUGAAGAAUGAGGAGGACCUCAUGGAACCUAUAAGCAAGUUCAUGGAGAGGAAGAAAUUGAAAGACACAGACGACAAAGAAGUUCUGGGCAAGUCAAGCUUGUCAAGCAGGCAGAAUCCCAGCUUCAAGCUCUCCUUUUCCGGCUCCACCAAAACCAGCCUGUCAAGCCCUCCUUCAUCCACUUCCUUGAAUCCUGGUUCUCCCGGUUCACCUGAAUCUCCUGGCUCAGGGACACGGAGCUCACCUCCCACCCCAGCAGUAACCACAAAGGGAGGAUUAGUGGGACUGGUGGACUAUCCUGAUGACGACGAUGAUGAGGAAGAGGAGGAUGAGGAAGAAGGAGAGAGUAAAGACGAUGCUCCGCCACCUUCAAAAAAGUCCAAACUGAACUCCUAAAGACGCGCAACUAUGUCGGUGUAGCGCUCCACUCUCAGACAGUUUCUGAACAGACUUUCUUCACACGGGAAUGAUCAAACUUGUAAACACAUGGAAUGAACGAAAGCCACACACUGCUGGUGGUCACAAGAGGAGACGGACUUGAACAGAUUUGGAAAAAAGCCUCCUCUUCCUCCGACCAGCCCAAUUCAAACAAGUGCCAAUCAGGAGGCCAGAAGGCAGAAAAAGUCUUGAGGUGAACAGACAAGGUGAAGGUCAAGUCAAGGGGGUGGGAACAGUCGCACAAGAGUUCUUCAGCAGUCUCGGACAUGACCACAAAGGUCUCUUGGAGGAGAUGACAACGUACAAAAUAAACAUGUAUAUUGCAGGCUGAAAUCCCCCAAGAGAUUGUGGACUUGGAUCAUAACCCCACUGACCCCCGACCCCCCUCCACUCAGGGAAGGACAUCAAUUGCCCAAAUGGUUCAGCCAAUUCAGACUCACACACUCAUCCCCUCAUAACCUCUCCAGAAUCCACUUGUUCUUUUCUUCCUCUCCUCUUUGUCCUGUUUAAGUUGGCAUCCAGGAGCAGGCAGGAGGCAGCACGUGGCAAAGAGAGCUGUCUUUGGUGUACUUUGAUGAUGUCAUCAGUGUUGUCGUUCCUCAGCGGACAUCAUUUCUCCCAAAAGGAGGGAGAAUUAAAAAAAAAAAAAAAGCCAGCAGUUUUCUUUCUUCAUUUCAUUUUCUUUCUCUUAUUUGUCUCGCUUAAACCAUUCUCCUGUUCUUUGUUUUUUGUAAAUGACAACAAAAAGAUGACCUGCCUUUAAAUGUUCAGGAUGUUUUCAGUCACACUUGAACAGGUUUUUAAGACCUCAGUAGGUGAGCUAGUUUUACCAUUUUUGCCCUUUGAAACUGCAGAUUUUUUGGAGAAAUUUGUAAUCCCGUCUUGAUUAAAGAUUGAGUGGAAUUCUAGAUGUGAUGUAUUUUGUCAUAUCUUCUCAUUUUCUUUGUUUUUUCCUUUUACAUGAGUGUAUUAGUUGUUCAGAAUAUUUGGGACCAUUAAAAUGAUCUUUGCUGUAAGAUGUC
Molecule: messenger RNA, 4437 nt
Organism: Doryrhamphus excisus (bluestripe pipefish)
Lineage: Eukaryota; Metazoa; Chordata; Actinopteri; Syngnathiformes; Syngnathidae
Gene: ppp4r3a
Product: SMEK homolog 1, suppressor of mek1 (Dictyostelium)
Biological process (GO): DNA damage response; protein dephosphorylation
Cellular component (GO): protein phosphatase 4 complex; nucleoplasm
Molecular function (GO): protein phosphatase activator activity
Source: RefSeq, a predicted model, not a curated record